Messenger RNA from Myiozetetes cayanensis, 1264 nucleotides. RefSeq names its product dual adaptor of phosphotyrosine and 3-phosphoinositides 1 (gene DAPP1). The record is from RefSeq and is a predicted model, not a curated record. NCBI's taxonomy places the organism in Eukaryota, Metazoa, Chordata, Aves, Passeriformes, Tyrannidae. Bases 49 to 834 code for a protein of 261 amino acids. The transcript is spliced from 9 exons.
GUUCCCCGGCGGGGCGGAGGCGGCGGAGAAGCGGCGGCGGGGGGAACGAUGACCCAGCGCUGGGAGCCGCGUCCCGCCUCGCCGCUGGACCAGGAGCUGGAGGCGCUCGGGUGGUACCAUGAUAAUCUCACCCGGCACGCAGCAGAAGCGCUGCUGCUUUCCAACGGGCAGGAUGGCAGCUAUCUUUUGAGGAAGAGUAAUGAAAGGGAAGAUUUGUACUCCCUCUCCGUAAGGGGAAAAGAUUCUGUGAAACACUUCCAUAUUGAACAUACAGGAACUUCAUUCAAAUUUGGGUUUAAUGAAUUUUCUAGCUUGAAGGAAUUGGUCAUGCAUUUUGCCAACCAGCCUUUAAUUGGAAGUGAAACAGGAACCUUAAUUGUAUUGAAGCAUCCCUACCCACGGCAAGUGGAAGAACCUUCCAUUUAUGAGUCCGUCCGAGUUCACACUGCAAUGCAGACGGGAAGGACGGAAAGUGAUCUUGUUCCAAAUGCUCCCUCACUUGGUACAAAAGAAGGAUAUUUGGUAAAACAAGGGAAAAUAGUUAAGAACUGGAAGACAAGGUGGUUUACACUGCAUAGGAAUGAACUUAAGUAUUUCAAAGACCAGACAGCCACAGAACCAAUUCGGGCACUUGACUUAACUGAAUGCUCAGCUGUGCAAUUUGACUAUUCCCAGGAAAGAGUCAAUUGUUUCUGUUUAGUGUUCCCACUAAGGACAUACUACUUGUGCGCAAAAACUGGAAUAGAAGCUGAUGAGUGGAUUAAAAUACUGCGAUGGAAACUGUCACAAAUACGGAAGCAGCUGGAGGAGCGCAACGCCACCCUCAGUUCCUAGCUGUGCCGCCAGCACUGCUCCGUUGGCAGGAAUUGCCUCUCUGCCACGGGAAGGUAGCGCUUACCAAAAGACAGUUUCACAUGUCACGGUGAGUGUGCGCCUUCACCCAGCUCUGCACACAAAGGAUCCCCACAGCCGAGUCACGCAUGGAGACUGCUGCAAAACCAGUGUUGGUUUGAGAUGGUGUAUGCCUGUAAUGCACUUAAUAUCCAAACAUCUGUUAACUAAUCACAGAAGUAGUCACUGCUGAAAACUUCUGUGGUUAUUCAGAGCACUCUUGUUAAUUUAUUGCAAGCUCCAUCGCAGCUAACCAUCAGUAUCACGUUCUGUAACCUUGAGCCUGUUUUAAAUAUUUAAAACGAGUCAUUCCUGCAAACAUUAAAUAUCUCUUUUUUAUUACCUGUUUAGGCAUUAAACCUAAAGAAAAAUG